GUCUCAUCAUCGCAUCACAAUGGUUCAAGCACAGGCUUCACUUGCCCUCGACGACCAAUUGGCCGCUGGCUGGUUUGGCUGGCUGACCAACAAGGGCAUCCUCAAACUCAAUGCGAUUCUCUGUCUUUCGCUCAUCUCCAGUUAUGCCACUGGUUAUGAUGGAAGUAUGAUGAAUGGAUUGCAGAGCUUGGAUACGUGGAAGGCAUCCUUCAACAAUCCCGAUGCCAAUAAACUCGCCAUCUUGAAUGCAAUUCAGAACAUUGGUCAACUCGCAGCUUUGCCAUUCUGUGCCUGGUUCUGCGAUAAAUAUGGUCGUCGCCCUGGCCUUGUUGUUGGAGCGACUAUCAUGCUUCUCGGUGUUGGUCUUCAAGGUGGAGCCCAGAAUACAGGCAUGUUUAUUGCUGCUAGAGGUAUUCUCGGUUUUGGCUUGGCCUUGAACAUUACAGCUGCGCCUGUUCUGAUUAUGGAGUUGGCGUAUCCCACUCAACGAGCGCCCAUGGUUUCUAUCUACAACACUCUUUGGGGUCUUGGCGCCCUCUCUGCAGCUUGGAUCACUUACGGGACCUUCAGAAUCAACAGCGACUGGGCUUGGCGUAUUCCUUCCAUCCUUCAAGCACUGUCCAGUCUUCUCCAGCUUGGUCUAUGCUUCCUCAUCGACGAGUCUCCUCGAUGGCUGGUAGCUCAAGAGCGCGAGCCCGAGGCCGAGAAGCUUCUUGUCAAGUAUCACGCCAACGGAGACAGCAGCAAUCCCGCAGUGGCUGUCGAGAUGGAGGAGAUCCGAACUGCCAUUCGCUUGGAGAAUGACGCUAUGAGCUCCACCAGCUACCUUUCUUUCUUCAAGACCAAGGGUAAUCGCCAUCGUUUCUUCAUCAUUCUCGCAGUCGGCUUUUUUAGUCAAUGGAGUGGCAAUGGCCUCAUCAGCUACUACUUGACCUUGAUUCUCAACUCAAUCGGCUACCGAUCUCAGGAGACACAAACACUCAUCAAUGCGUUACUGACCGUCUGGGGAUUGUUCUGGGGUGUUGUGUUCUCCCUUCUUGUCAACCGCAUUCCCCGCCGAGCCUUGUUCCUUUUCUCGACUCUCGGUUCCUUGGCAACCUACGUUGUCUGGACAGCUCUCGAGGCGACCUACGAGAUGUCAACCGACCUCAAUGAAGAUGGAACUGGAGGCCCAAGUGGCAUCGCCAAGGGUGUUCUUGCCAUGAUCUUCCUCUUCAAUGUCUUCUUCACCGCGGGUUGGGGUGUUCUCCAAGUCACUUAUGUUGUUGAAAUCCUUCCUUUCAACCUUCGUGCAAGAGGCCUUGUCUUGUACAACCUGUUCGUGGCCUGCGCUCUGAUCUUCAACCAAUACGCCAACCCGAUUGGUGUCACGAACUCGGGCUGGAAGUACUACAUUACUUACGAUGUCUGGUUGGCUGUAGAGGCUCUUGUCGUCUACUUCCUGUUUGUUGAAACACGUGGUUUGAGCCUGGAGGAGACAGCAUUAGUGCUUGAUGGUCCCGAGAUGGGAGACAGACUUGUCGGAGAGGUUUUGAAGAACACGGAGAAAACUGUCCAGGUUAUUGAGACUGAGAAGCGAGGAUCCAUAUAA
Molecule: messenger RNA, 1591 nt
Organism: Fusarium odoratissimum NRRL 54006
Lineage: Eukaryota; Fungi; Ascomycota; Sordariomycetes; Hypocreales; Nectriaceae
Exons: 3
Coding region: 20-1591 (523 amino acids)
Biological process (GO): transmembrane transport; carbohydrate transport
Cellular component (GO): membrane
Molecular function (GO): carbohydrate:proton symporter activity
Source: RefSeq, a predicted model, not a curated record